AUGACAAUUCAUACUGGAAAGAAACUAUAUACUUGCUCUCUAUGUCAAAGAAGUUUUUCUGAUCCAAGUGCUCUCACAAAACACAUGAGAACUCAUACAGGAGAGAAACCACAUGUAUGCUCUAUAUGUCAAAGAAGUUUUUCUGAAAUAAGUACUCUCACACAACACAUGAAAACUCAUACUGGAGAGAAACCAUAUACUUGCUCUAUAUGUGAGAUAAGUUUUUCUCUUCAAAGUACCCUCAAAAAACACAUGAGAACUCAUACGGGCGAGAAACCAUAUACUUGCUCUAUAUGUCAAAGAAGUUUUUCUGAUUCAGGUGCUCUCACAAAACACAUGAGAACUCAUACAUGA
This is a messenger RNA of Macrobrachium nipponense, 354 nucleotides long. RefSeq names its product early growth response protein 1-like. The record is from RefSeq and is a predicted model, not a curated record. Gene Ontology annotation, molecular function: DNA-binding transcription factor activity, RNA polymerase II-specific; RNA polymerase II cis-regulatory region sequence-specific DNA binding. The coding region runs from base 1 to 354 and encodes 117 amino acids. Gene Ontology annotation, biological process: regulation of transcription by RNA polymerase II. Lineage: Eukaryota; Metazoa; Arthropoda; Malacostraca; Decapoda; Palaemonidae. The transcript has a single exon.